AUGGGAUUGAAUGAUAACUUUGAGCAAGCAAGGUGUCAGAUUCUAUUAAUGCCAAGCUUGCCAUCUAUAGAUAAGGCUUAUGCUAUGGUAGUUCAGGAAGAAAGAAGGAAAUCAUUUACUGGUGGUACCUAUGGGCAAACUGGGCAUAAUGAUCCUACUGCGUUGUUUACUGCUCAAUCUAUAUCUAAGCCAAGGAUAAACUAUAGCUUAGAAUGUGAUUUUUGUCAUUUGAAAGGCCAUACUAGAAAUGAAUGUUACAAAUUGAUGAGGUGUGAAUUUUGUAAUAAGACUGGGCACUUGAAGGAGAACUGUUACAAGAUUAUUGGAUAUCCAUAUGAUUUCAAGCAGAAGAACAAAGCAAAUGCAGUCAUGAUAGAUGGAGCUGGACAACAAGGAAUGAUAGCUUCACCAACUACAAGAAUAUAUCAGCCAAGCAGUAAUGUUGAACCAGCUCAAUUUUCACUAAAGAACAGAACUAGUGCAAACAUGGCAGGUAAGUGCUUUUGUGGUAAUGUAGCCUUAUGUGAGAACUUAGAACUUUGCAAAUGGAUAGUUGAUACUGGUGCUACUAACCACAUGAUUGGUGAUAAGAGUUUACUGAAAAAUGAAACUUCAGUAGGAAAUUCAGGACAAGUGCAGUUACCUACUGGAGAUUCAGCAUCAAUCUCACAUAUGAGGGAGUUCUCUAAAGUGACAGAAGAUCUCAAACGCAGUGUUACUUUUUCCCCUAAAUGUUGUAUGUUCCAGGACCUCUUAUCUGGGAGGGUGAAGGAGAUUGGUAGAAAAGAAGAAGGUCUGUACAUAUUAUCAACAGCAUUAGGGAAGACAGUGAAUAGAGUUUUUGCAGCUACUAGUAAAGGAGGCAUGGAAAUAUGGCACAGAAGAACAGGACAUGUUCCAGUUCAAGUUCUCAGAAGAAUUCCUAGCCAUGAUAAAUUUGCUCCUCGAGCUGUGAAGUCAGUCUUCCUAGGAUAUGCUGCACAUCAGAAAGGUUACAGACUCUUGGAUUUGGAGAAUAGAGUAUUUUUUAUAAGCAGAGAUGUAGUGUUCUAUGAGGAUAUAUUUCCUUUUCAUACAGCAGAAGUAUCAUCAGAAUCAUUAUUCCUGGAUAAAAUUCCAGUGCCAAGACAAGAUUUUGAUGAAGAACUAAAUGCAGUGGUGGUUAGUUCUGCUGCUGAUACUCAUAUUGAGGGAACUAAUAUGCCAUGUUCUCCUACUCUAACUCCGGUUAUCUCAAAUGAGCAGGACAUUUCACACCCUGUUGAAUAUAAUAGUGUGGAUAGUCCUGGUGAUUCUCUUAUUUUACCUGAUGGUAAGGAAACUAGAAAAUCCACAAAAGUAUCUAAGCCUCCAUAUGGCUUAAGCAUUAUGUCAGAGAUGACAAGAAAAGCUCUGCAAGUUGCUGAAAUGGAGAUAGAACCUACAUCAUAUUCAGAGGCAGUAAAGGACAAGAGAUGGGUAGAGGCAAUGCAGGCAGAAAUCAAGGCAUUGGAGGAUAAUAAGACUUGUGAACUGGUAUCCUUGCCAUAA
Messenger RNA from Nicotiana attenuata, 1530 nucleotides. RefSeq lists its product as uncharacterized. Gene Ontology annotation, molecular function: zinc ion binding; nucleic acid binding. The transcript has 5 exons. The record is from RefSeq and is a predicted model, not a curated record. Bases 1 to 1530 code for a protein of 509 amino acids. Lineage: Eukaryota; Viridiplantae; Streptophyta; Magnoliopsida; Solanales; Solanaceae.